AUGGGCGUGCUGCGGAUCGACGCGAAGCCAGUUGUACGUAAUAACAAUGUUAAAUCAUCAGAAAUACAGGCAGUGGAAGGACGUAAAAUAUCUUUGCCCUGUCCUCUCUCCGCACCGUCCAGGGAUAAAGUGUACAUGGUUCUGUGGUUUAAAGACGACGCUGGAAUUCCUUUGUACAGCUUUGACGUGCGGGGGAAGCCUUUACAGCAGGCACGGCAUUGGUCAGCACCGGAAAUCUUUGGUCCGAGAGCUCACUUCAACACAGAUACUGAUCCAGCAACAUUGGACAUACAGGACGUCCGACGCCAUGACGAGGGUGUCUACCGCUGUCGGGUUGACUUUCGUACCAGUCAAACACAGAGCUUUCGAUAUAAUCUCAGCAUCAUCAUUCUUCCCGAACAUCCUGUGGUUCUCAGCCAGUGGGGUCAGCAAGUAAACAGCACAAAACUUGGUCCCAAAGAAGAAGGUGACGAUAUUGUGCUAACCUGUCGUGUAGUUGGAGGUCGACCUCAGCCCUCGGUGAAGUGGCUCAUCAACGGCAUCCUGGUGGACGAGCAGUACGAGCACAAUUCCGGUGAUGUCAUCGAAAAUCGGUUACUAUGGCCAGCAAUCCAGCGCUCAGACCUAAAUUCCACCUUCACCUGUCAAGCGACCAACACGCUCCUGGUGGAGCCCAAAGAAAGCAGCUUCGUGCUGGAUUUACAUCUGAAACCACUGAGUGUGAAGAUAAUGAACCCGCAGACGCCAUUAGUAGCCGAUCGACGAUAUGAAAUCUCCUGUGAAAGCGUUGGUUCGAGGCCAAAUGCGAUUAUAACCUGGUACAAAGGAAAGCGACAAUUACGCCGUGCGCAGGAGGAAAUUCUCAACAACACCACCAUCUCGCAACUAAGCUUUGUCCCGAUGACCGAGGACGACGGUAAGCUGAUAACCUGCCGCGCCGAGAAUCCGAACGUUACCGGACUGUUUCUGGAAACAUCCUGGAAGAUUGAAGUUGUCUAUCCACCGAUUGUGUCGCUCGGGCUCGGUUCCACACUAUCGGCGGACGACAUCAAGGAAGGCGACGAUGUUUACUUCGAGUGUCACGUCCAGGCGAAUCCUCCGUGGAGAAAAUUACACUGGCUACACGACGGCGUCAUGAUAACGCACAACGCCACCGCCCGCGUGAUACGGUCCAAUCAAAGUUUGGUGCUGCAAAAGGUCACCCGCAACUCGUCCGGAAAUUACUCGUGCAGUGCAUUCAACGCCGAGGGGGAAACGGUCAGCAAUCAGCUGGCCCUGCGGGUCAAAUAUGCGCCCGUUUGUGCCACCGAUCGAAUCAUCAUCGUCGGUGCAUUCCGCAGCGAGUCCUUGCAGAUUCCGUGCGAGGUGCACGCCGACCCACCGCCACGACAGUUCAACUGGAAGUUCAACAAUUCCGGCGAAACGCUCAAGAUAGCCAAGAAUCGCUACGUCAAGAACGGUUCCGUCAGCCUGCUCAACUACAUGCCGGUCAGCGAUCAGGACUACGGGACGCUUACGUGCUGGGGUGAGAACGAAGUGGGAACCCAGGAUUGGCCGUGUUUCUUCCAAGUCGUCCUCGCAGGACUGCCGUCGGUGGUGAAAAACUGCUCGAUAAACAAUCAAACGCAGCAUUCAGUUGAAGUGCAGUGUCUGCCCGGGUACGACGGAGGUUUACCGCAAAUUUUCAUCCUCGAAGUGAUUUCCAGCCGCACGGGCCGUGUACGGUACAACGUUACCAACCCGGACGAGCCGUACUUUCUGGUGGAAUCACUCGAGAACCUGAUUCAUUAUGGGGCCGCGUAUGACGACAUCGGCGACGACAACCCACUGAAAGCCAUCAUCUACGCCGUCAAUCAGAAGGGCCGCAGCCAGGGCGUCGUAGUCAAGGACUUCUAUCUCGAGAGCAGCGCCGAAAACCGGACCGUGCUAACGAGCAACUCGCUCGAUAGUAUCUCGCCGAUCCUGUUCGGAGUGCUGCUGACGCUGCUGGUGCUCUGUUUCGUUAUCUUCGUCCGAGUGUACUACAUCAAAGCGACUGCCACCACCACCACCAUAACAAACGUUAGUAAUGACUUAGUUAGUAAUUCAAAGCAAGGAAACAGCAAACAGGAUACCCUUGCCAAGAAGGCUACCAAACAAAGCCCUCGUUGGCAGCAGGGCAACAGUGGCGUCGGUGGAGGAUACGGCGGUGCCGGAACCGGAUGUGGACUGAUCGUCGAUGGACGAUCGCGGGACGAGAAGCUGGGCGUUCCGGACGGCAUGGAAGAUGAGCGAGACCCCGACGUGAUACCCGCCCAGUUCGCAGCUUCGAACGAUUCGGAAAGCGUUAGCUUCAACUCCUCCAAGUGGCCAAAUGGGAACUUUUAUGACCGAUACCCUAACCAUGACAUACGACCAUCGGAGCUCCUGAUACCGUCCGCUGGAGGGACAUUAGGCCCGACGACGAAUCAAUUACACCCGAAUGUUAAUCAACCGGGUGAUAGUAUUAAAUUAGGUCCCUACUACACGCCCUGCGGUAUGCUGACCGGUAGCGGGGCCACCGCGGGCACCAUUGGCAGCACAACGGGAACGCCACUGGGAGCGUCCUACCUCAGCCCAGCCGGAACGCAUCCUCUCGACAGCGGCGGUUUGGACGGAUCCUUGCUGUACGGUGGCACCGGAGGAGUGGCCGGUGCCGGCGGCCAGACGCUGGUUGGUGGUGGCCAUCAUCAAUCAAACCUGCUGCCAAAUGGUAGCGCCGGCAGCGGAGUUAAUCCUAACGAUUAUGACAUCAAUGUACAUACCAUCAAAAAUAUGCUAAUGACGACUCGCGUCCCCGAGAGCUGCGUUUAG
Messenger RNA from Anopheles nili, 2832 nucleotides. Its product is annotated as hemicentin-1-like. The transcript has 17 exons. The record is from RefSeq and is a predicted model, not a curated record. The coding region runs from base 1 to 2832 and encodes 943 amino acids. NCBI's taxonomy places the organism in Eukaryota, Metazoa, Arthropoda, Insecta, Diptera, Culicidae.